This is a messenger RNA of Metarhizium robertsii ARSEF 23, 945 nucleotides long. RefSeq lists its product as uncharacterized. The transcript is spliced from 3 exons. Bases 1 to 945 code for a protein of 314 amino acids. The record is from RefSeq and is a predicted model, not a curated record. NCBI's taxonomy places the organism in Eukaryota, Fungi, Ascomycota, Sordariomycetes, Hypocreales, Clavicipitaceae.
AUGACUCACAAAGAGGAUCGUCCCUAUUUUCUCUAUAGCACUGGAUAUCCAACUGAGGAACUAUGCUUAGGCCAUCUCAGUUUUGGAAGCUAUUCGAAACCAACAAGUGACUCGCGGUGGCACAGCUCCAUCGGAAAGCUGAGGUUCGAUACUGCCCGCACUCAGUCCGAAACGGACCUUGAAAAUUGGGCUUACAUUACUGAGCUUGGCCCAUUUACAUACGAGUCAAAGCCUUCUGUUGGCGUCGCGGUUGACUUGAAUGUGCUUGAGAUUGUAACAUUGGGAUCUUCGUUCCGAAGGUCACAACAAACUUUGGUCCACGCAAAAAGGGGGCGACGCAUUAAAUUGAGAGAUCCGCACCGAUUCCUCCUGGAAAAAGUCCUUGCAUCACAGUCCGUAAAAGACUCGCUUGAGAGAUGGCUCAUACUCUCGAAAUUUGGAGUGAAAAAGAGGAUCGUCCGGCCGAAGAUUUGGUACCUGACUGGGCUAUACGAGCUACAAGAUGCAACCAGUACAACCAUUGAUACAAGGGAUGUUUCUUUACAAGCUGGCAUUUCUCCAGAGCUUGUGGCAGCGUUGUCAGGGCCUCCCGUUGGCCCUGGGACGGAGAUUGAAUGGGGUGCGUCUAAACUUCAAUGUACGCAAGGGCAAGGAAGACAAGUAUGGGCAGCAAUGUAUCAGUUGCUAGAUGCCAGAUACUUUCGGCUGAAGGAGAAUGAGCCCAAACCGUCUGUCUCCAUCGCUCUCUCUUAUAAGCCGAUUUGGUCGGAUGGAGAUCUUCGCGGGGCUGACGCACCUGAAGUGGAAGAUUGUGUUGAACUUGCAUUGCAAGAGCCGCAACAAGAUGUAAUCACGGGAGACACAGAAGAAGAAACCGAACUAUAUUGGCAGCCUUUGCUUGAAGCACAAGAAAGAUGGGAGGAGGCAGCCAAAUGGGCGGAUUAG